CUGCGAAUAAGCAAAGCAGUCUUGCAGCGUGCGUGCAGUGCAAUUUCUUUCUGUGAAUAAGCCAUUAGCCAUUAGCCCGGCGACAACAAGAAACAAGCUCUGCCGGUCUUCAUUUCAUCCUCAGAUUCUUCUCACAUAUUUCCCACGGGAAAGAAGAUGACUGGGGAAACACGGACAGAAUUUAAGCUUCAAAACACGCCAGAUGACAGCAUUUCAUCUGUAAAGUUUGGACCCAACUCAGUCCAAUUCCUUUUGGUGUCAGCAUGGGAUGGAACUGUUCGCCUUUAUGAUGUCACGAGUAACACCUUGCGCCUCAAAUAUUCCCAUGACCACCCAGUUUUGGACUGUUGCUUUCAGGAUGCAGUUCAUUCAUACAGUGGUGGACUUGAUAACACUCUAAAAAUGUUUGAUUUCAAUAGUAAUACAGAAACUGUGGUUGGCACUCAUGACAGUGCCAUUCGUGCAAUCGAGUAUGCUUCAGAAGUGCAAGGUAUUCUCACAGGAAGUUGGGAUUCUACAGUUAAAAUGUGGGACCCAAGACAACCAAGAUGUGUUGGCACUUACAAUCAACCAGAUAAGGUUUACACAAUGAGUGUGUGUGGAGAGACAUUUGUUGUUGGUACAGCAGGAAGAAAAGUAAUUGUGUGGGACCUGCGUAAUAUGUGUUUCAUUCAGCAGCGAAGAGAUUCAAGCUUAAAAUAUCAAACACGCUGUAUCCGAUGCUUUCCAAACAAACAGGCUUAUGUUUUGAGCAGCAUAGAAGGCCGUGUUGCUGUGGAAUAUCUUGAUGUAAACCCAGAAAUACAAAAAAAGAAAUAUGCGUUCAAAUGUCAUCGUAUUAAGGAGGGUGCUAUUGAAAACAUUUACCCUGUCAAUGCAAUAAGCUUUCAUCAAACCUACAACACAUUUGCAACUGGAGGAUCAGAUGGAUUCGUGAAUAUAUGGGAUGGAUUUAACAAGAAGAGGCUGUGUCAGUUCCAUCGAUACCCUACUUCCAUAUCCUCUCUUUGCUUUAGCCAUGAUGGCACAGUUCUAGCUAUUGCCUCCUCUUACCAGCAUGAGCUGGAGACUCCCCCAGACCCUAUUCCAGAAAACAAUGUGUUCAUCAGAUAUGUUACUGAUCAAGAAACUAAGCCAAAGUAAGUUUCUGAAGAAGACAAAUUAAAUUUGUAUAAAGUUUCCUCAAUUUUUGUUUAACUGUUAAGUGUUCAGUAAUAGUGUUUUAAUGAUCUAUAAAGAGUGUGCCUCUGCAUCAAAUUAGUCACUUAAUGCAGUAGGUGCACUGCGUACUUACUGUUUUAAUUUGAUCAAUUUAGAGCAGUAUCUGUAAAUUGAUUAUACAUAUUUAGUUAUACUGUUGAGGCUUUUUUUAAGUUGAAAAGGAGGUAUUUUGUGUCUUGUACAGGAAUUGUAUGGCAUGUCAAAAAUAAAACAAGAAAGUUCUUUUAAA
Molecule: messenger RNA, 1450 nt
Organism: Thrips palmi
Lineage: Eukaryota; Metazoa; Arthropoda; Insecta; Thysanoptera; Thripidae
Gene: Bub3
Product: mitotic checkpoint protein BUB3
Exons: 8
Coding region: 157-1143 (328 amino acids)
Biological process (GO): mitotic spindle assembly checkpoint signaling
Cellular component (GO): kinetochore; bub1-bub3 complex; mitotic checkpoint complex
Molecular function (GO): ubiquitin binding
Source: RefSeq, a predicted model, not a curated record